UAAAUAUUCUUUAAUAAAUGAGAGUCACACAACCUGUAGGUAUUGUACAAAUGACAAAUAUUGCAAUUAUCAAAUAUCGUACUAAUAACAAUCAAAAAUUUGAAAUUGCUUGCUAUAAAAAUAAAGCCAUCAAUUGGAGAAAUGGAGUUGAAAAGGAUUUAAGGUAUAAUAACAUAAUUAAUAUUAGUGAAGUUCUAUAGGUUUAUGAAAUAUUCACAAAUGCUACUAAAGGAGAUAUAGCAUCAGGAAAGGAAUUGUUAGUUUGUUUCUAAACAAAUGAUAAAGAUUAAAUCAUUAAAACAAUUCUAGAAAAAGGAGAUUUGUAAGUAGGAGAUAAAGAAAGAGAGGCCUAAUUGGAACAUUAUUAUAGGGACAUAGUAAAAUUUAUAUAAGAAAAAUGUAUUCAUGCUACUUCAGGUAGAUAACUUACUCAACAAUCUAUUGAGUAUGCAAUUUCAAAAGUAUAAUUUGUGGUUAAAACUGAUAAACCUGUUAAAUUAUAAGCUUUAUAAUGUAUUAAAAAACUUAAGGAGAGCUUUUUCAUUAAACGAGCUCCAAUGAAAGUUUCCAUCUCUUUUAUAGAUGAAUAGAGGGAUCUAGUUUAGUUGAUGUUGCAAUAAUUAGAUAUCAAAGAUAUUGUUUAAAAAAAUAAUAAAUUUAUUGUUAUUAUUGAUCCCUAAUUAUUUAGAACAUUAUCUACUAAAGUUAAUGAGAAACAAUUCAAAAGCCAAUUAGAAGUAAUUGAAGCAGCUAUCAAAUAAUAAAUUGAUGGAAUUGACAAUUUAGCUGAAGUUGAAUUAGAAUAAAGACUUGAAAAAUUAUAAAUUUCAGAUUCAGAAGAAUCGGAUGAUGAAUAAAAUUAAAAGUAAAAGUAAAAGGGACCCAAAAAAAACAAAUAAUAAAAAAAAUAAUAACAAUAAUAACAACAACAAAUGAAAAAAUAAGUUGAAGAAUAAGAAUUGAAUCAAAUUAAAUAAAUUUAAUAAUAAUAAAAAAAAGAAAAUGCAAAAGAUGAUAUGAGUAAAUAAUUUAAAUGUACAUAAUGUUACAUUUCCUUUGAUACAAACUAAGAAUUCAGAUAACAUUAUAAAACAGAAUGGCAUCUUUACAAUAUAAAACUUAAAUAAAGUGGAAAGAUAUGUUUAUCAUAUGAGGAAUUCUUAGAUUAUUAGAUCUAAUAAGAAAUGACCAAGUGA
This is a messenger RNA of Paramecium sonneborni, 1196 nucleotides long. NCBI's taxonomy places the organism in Eukaryota, Ciliophora, Oligohymenophorea, Peniculida, Parameciidae. The record is from the annotation of a GenBank genome assembly.